Messenger RNA from Xyrichtys novacula (pearly razorfish), 18726 nucleotides. The record is from the annotation of a GenBank genome assembly. NCBI's taxonomy places the organism in Eukaryota, Metazoa, Chordata, Actinopteri, Labriformes, Labridae.
GCUCAACACUCAAAAUAAACCAAAGAGAGGGACGUUCAACAAGUGUCCAGCGAAAGGAGAACUUGCAAAGUAAGCAUUUGUGAUCAUUUCUGCCAUGGCAAGUCCGGCUAUUUUCGUUUGUGAGAUCGAAGUGCUUCAUUACGCUGUUAGUGAAUUGGAAAGCUUACUAUUUUGGCAAGCUAAUGUUCGUUGCUAAGGGGAUUGGCAGCUGGUAACAGUGAAAUUUUCUGUAAAACUACCAGAAGCUGGGCCACACGCUUCAAAAUAAUGGCGUUUAAUCGGUAGAUUGUAAGUUGUGCCCCUCAAAGUGACAUUACAACAUUUUAGGAGUUCUUUAGACGAUAAAUCAAAUAUUCAAAUGUCUUGACUUGGCCUUAUUGUCUUUGAUGAGCAACUAUUCAGUGGACGAGUUCGGUGACUGCUUUAUUUUGAAAACAUGAACCGGAAAUGAUACGAAUUAAGCCUUGUAGGCAGACGCCUAGCUAUUCAACGACAACACGUUUUCUGUUUUGUGUAUUUUAACACUCUUAACUUUUUCCGUAAAUUUAGCAAAUUUGGACGUGCUUCUUUGACUUUAUGUAAUCUUUGGCCUAUUGUGAAGCUUUCGGCUACAGAUAUUCCAGAAACCAUCGUCGUAUUUCAAUAAUAUUUAACAUUUUAGUUAUGGUUUAUAUUGAACCGUAUCGUCGUAAGUUCCAUAUACCUGUCAAAAUAUACUGCGAGAUGCCCAAUAGAUAUACGGUGUUAUCAAAAGAGCGAAAACGGAUCAUUCUGUAAACAAACCAAAUAAAACAGAAUAUUGUUUAUACUCUUUGUUUAUCUUAGUUUUCAUAAACUAUCAAUGUCCUUUUUACGAGAAAAAAUAUCAGAUUUUAAUUUUUACUCAACCCCAACCCAAGCCUAAGACUUUAGUGAUUAUUUAUCUCCAGAAAUCAGACAAUAAUUGGUGUACCUUUGCUCACAAUACCCUAAGUUGAAAAUCUGUCCAUUUUUUGACCAGCUGCAUUCAUUGCUGGCCUCUUUCCUAUUCUGAAACAGUGCACAAUAUUUCAAGAACUUUGAAUUCUCUUUGUCUUUCUGUCUUUUAUCUAGUUCCCAGUCUGCUGAUGGAUUGGAUUUAGCGAUAAAAUGACCCACAGGCUGACUAAGGAGCAGCUGGAUGAACAGUUUGAGUUGUUUUUAAAGGAGGUAAAUAAACACUGGGAAAAAAAAUAAAAAACACCAGUUUACUGAUGACAUACUAUCAUGUUUUUCAUUGGUUGCAUGUAUUGCACAUCACGAAAGCUGUCAGAAACAGAUAUGAGUAGUCACAGUCAUGAUAUAAAGGCUUAUAACCCUAAGGCAAACUCUUUUGCUGUCAGUCUGUUUCAGAUGACUCUGUGGAUUUUGGCUCCUCUGACAAGAAGACUUUUGCUAAAACCAGCAAGAAAUCAACCCAGAAACCAACAGUGUCCUGGUGGCCAGAUGACGAUCAGAGUGAUGGAGGAGCAGAGAGAGGUAAUGACAUGGAGGAGAUUCAUUAUAGUACAUCACCCAUCAAAACACACAUAUUUCAGAUCAAUAAUUUGAACUCUGCCUGAGUCUGUGUCAACCUUCUCACAGUUUGUGGUCAGAUCAAGCAACUCACACACAACCGCAAAAAUAAAAAUAAAGAAUAUUCACGGACAAAGUUUCUUUGUAAAAAUAAUCCAGAUUUCUGGAUUUUCAGACUCCCAUGAAGGUAGUUCAUAUGAACCAAAACACAUUUAUGAUAAAUAAGCUGCUAAACUUUGUGCUUUUUGAAAUUAAGCCACCUGCUUUUUUAACAAUGCAUUAAGAGUAUUUUGUUCAUGUGUUUGAACUGGAUAAAGAUGCUUCUAAAGAUGUUUGUGAUAGACUCCCUCUGUGAGAUUUUCUUAUUAAUCCAAACCACUGAAUGUUUCUCUGUCUGUGUAAAUUCAAAACCUCAGCUGAGCGGUGCACAUGUUGAGAGAAGUGGGAACAUAUUUCACAGCUCUGUAUUCUUCCAACUAUCAUCUCUCCAAGGUUUGAAAGACUGUCUUCUUGUGUUCUUCUUUCCUCUUCUUCUGUUUCUCCUCUUUCCUCAGCAGAGAAGACCAAAAGCAGAUUUAUCAAAAGCAAAAAGUCACAGCCAGAGAGCAAUGAUGGUGAGAAUCAGUAGAAAUGACAUCUAAAUACUUGUAGUCCACAUCCAAAUAAGACAAUUCAUUUUAAAACACUGCCUCCAUUUCUUUCUGUAAAUACAACAGAUAACUGUGAAUGUGAGCCUGCUCAUCUUCUGUUUAGUUCCUUCUUCUGUGGUGAACCAUAGUUGGUUGUACUUUCACCCGGCAUAUGUUUUUGUUGUUGUCACACACUUUUCUUUUCCUGUUGUCACUAAACAGAUGAAGUAAUCUGAGUCUCUCACUGCACACUCACCUGCACAUGCUCCCUCUCUCUGUUUUUCUCUUUUAAUGUGUCUUCUCUGCUUUUGUAGAGUUGCCCAAAAAUCACAAUACAGACACUUUUUUUCUCUUGAUUUUAUGUGGAGAGGAAGGAUCAGAUUUAUCUCGCUGGCACAGACCGGCCACGCACACAGGAAAUUGACGUGUAAUAACAUGAAGAUUGUUUAUCUGCAGAGAGUGAAUUAUUGUCAGCAAUCAAAUUUGUAAUGGGAAGACUGGGAGGAGGAUUUCUGCUGACUUCUGGUGUGAUAUGUUUGACAAAUGAGACACUAAAAACAGAAAGUGCUUCACUUGUUAGCCAAAUACAUUUUAAGUGGCAGUUGAUAUUAAUUUAGUAUAGCAGUUUAGUUGUGGCUAUGAGCUCUGUGAAGCAGCUCAAUAUUCCUCUAAUUUAACAAAAGGCAAAAACCCUCUUUAUAUACUUCAACAAAUGUGAUUGUUAGACACUGUCCAGUACAUGCCUCCGAUUCUCCCAGAGUUAGGACUCUGUGUAAGACGUUGAUAAAAACACCUCAAUUUUUUUCUUCUAUGGUGUCUGAAGUCAUCACUGCCGAGCCUGUUCUUAAACCGGUCCCCAAACCUCGCUCCAAAGCUUUGGAAAAAGUGCUUCAAUUGGAGAAGACGUACAAAGAAACACUUCACAGAGCCCCAUCAGAUGACCCUCACUCUGACAGUCUGAGUGCUUCUACACGAGCAAACCUCCAGAGUGAGUCUGAAGAGAGGAGAUCAGAUGAGACUCAGUCCUGUGAUUCUCCAGCAGCCAGCAGUGAGGGUCUCUCCCAGGGUGGCAGUGAAGAUGGUAACUUAAACCCCCAAACCCCCAAACCAUCAGCUAGUGCUAACAUAGUCCCCCAGAAGUAGAGUUGUACACUUAAGUAGAACAAGUAGCUCUUAAAAAUUGUCAUCUCUACUAACCUCAUGUAGUAUUUGUCCUGAUGUUGUCAUGCAUUGCUCAACAAAGACUCUUUGUUUUUAUUUUAGUGAAAACACGAGUGAGACUGCGUAUUAGUUUUAGUUUCUUUUUGUUUUUACCUUUAUAUGGCAGAAACGCAUUCUUAAAUUUUGUGAAAAGCUGAAUUUAUCUCUUGUCAGAUAUUUUGACAGGCAUGUUUCUUGCUGUGCGGAGACAUAAUUUUAUUCUCUUGUUCCUGCUGCCUUUACUGUAAAAUCUCUGCCUCAACACUACCUUUGCUGCAUCUUGUGUUGAUCUGUUGCGUCGAUUUUUGCAGAUCAAAUAUACGGUGGAAAUGCAUAGUAGCCAUCAUACAGGUGUGUUUACACAGUUAGAAAACAAGUUAAUCUCUGGUUUACUGAACAUUUUGGACUAUAAAGGUCAAGGUCACAAAGGUACUAAGGUGCCUGGCUGUAUAAAGUUUUUAAAAUGCUUUAUGAGAAUAACUGUCAAUCAGUAAAACUGUGUUGAUUUUAGGAGGGCAUUUACUUUUAUGAGCAGGUUGCACAUCUUUUGCAGAGUCUCAUAAUUGAGGCCUCAGCCGGGAGGAUUUAGUUCUCAGCAUUUAAGAGCAUGUCCCCCUUUCUGUCUUUUCUGCAUUUCGUAUCUUUCUACAGCAUUCACUGGCUAAUUUAGGCCAACAAGGGAAAGAAAGAACAUACAUAUGAAAAUUGAGUCAUUUAGUGUGUAGUUUUUAAACACUUGGAAGUUUAAAAAUUUAAAUAAAUUAGAUUAGCAUCAAGAGAGUCUCAACCACAGAUAAUUUGAUAGACCGGUGAUUGGUGAGAGAAGAUAGGAAGAAUAUUAUCAAAGUCCUCCUCAGUCAUUUAAAACAGUUCCCUGUGGUCUAAAUAAUAUCAGAAGUGAUGAUAGAUUUAGCAGCAGAGGAAGGUUGAGACCCUGUAUUUAAGCAGUGACUCCUCAGAAUGGUCUUCAUAAUGGAACCAACGCUUGUCUCCAAAAAGCUCUUUCAAAUUGUCUUGAGAUAAAAUGUCUUACAAAGAGAAAAGACAUGUUCUCCAAAUGUUUCACUUCAUUUUAAAGAGACCAGAAGAUACGGUUAAUUGUAUUUUGGUUUCUUUUUGCAGUGAUUGUUUAGUAUUCUUUUUAUGUAAGUCAACAGAAAUAUUUGCAAUAAUUCAGUUUUCAUUUAUGCUGUUGGUUUCAUGAACAGUUAUAACCUUGAACUUUUAAGAUGUACAUUUCUGAAGGAGUAAGGAGAAAAUCCUUGAACCAGAGAGGUAAGUAAACAAAACACUGGCUUAACUGUAGCGUUCAAUCAAUGCAACUAUUAGAGAUCAAUAUUUCCUUUGUGAAGCCUAUGAAUAUUUAUGAUCUUUUUGUGUCACCCGUCUAAUCCACUGUAGGUAACCUCAAGGACCCUGUGCUGUGUUAUAUACAGACAUGAUAUGAUACUCUAAGGAUUCUCUCUACAUGUUUGUCUGUCCAGGGAAGAGUUUCAGGAAGUCUCUGAGGAGGUCUCAGUCCAUUCAGGAGGAGGUGGAUGCAGAGGAGUCAGGUCCAAAAGAAGAGGGGUUUAAAGAAGCUACUUCUAUGAGAGAUGAUGCAGAAAUACUCGGUGAGUGUUACACAACACAUGGACAGGAUCUGACUGUUGUAGGGAUCAAGAAACUUGGAUUUCAACUUUACUUUUUCUACUGUUGGCUGGAUAACAUUUUGCGCAACAAAAAACAAAAGAUGAGUAUAUAAUCUCCUCUCCCUGCUCUCCUCUCUCCACAUGUGGCCACCAGAUAGUUUGUACCACUGUUGCACGACAUGGAAAAAAAAAAUCUGAGCUUUUUAUAAUGAAGUAAAAGUGAGAGCUGUUUGAGGGGAGGGGAAGGGAUGCACCUACGCUCAGCUGUUAAUAAAGAAAGAAAAGAGGUAGCAGAUAGCUCUGUAUUGUUUAGUCUUAAUUACCAUAUUUUUAAUUUUCUAAUCAAAAUUGAAAAAUCGCCCAACUUUGCCAUGAGUCCAGUUAAUAUUGCGCUUUAAAAUAAAGACCAUUAUGUAGACCCUUUUUUGCAGCAUAUGCAGAUUUGAAAGGUUUUAGCACAUUCAGCAGUAACAAAGAAAUUGUUAAUAAACGUAUUUCAAACAGCAGCUCGUUUGAAUACUCAUUAGGCAAAAGUGCUUUUUAAUCAAGAUGAAGCCUUUUAUAGGAGCAUCUCAGUACAUGAGAAUUUCAUGUAAAAGUUCAUGUAUUUAACUCAAAACAGUAGACUGUCGGAUGUCUUUGUAUUUGUGGCUUGAAAAGUAAAACAUUUCAUAUUCACUUUUGCUGAGUGUGAUGACUUUGGAUGAUAGCUCAUGAUAAUCAGAAUACCAGUGUCUCACAUGCUAAGAAUAUUUCCUGAAAUCAAUUAUAAAAAUGAUUUAAAAUGUACUUGGACAUCUCUGUGAAUAAGAAAUUAGUUUGAGAGCACUAAAGUGUCUUUUUGUUAUUGAAAAAAGUCAACCUAUCCCAGUUUUGAUAAUCAUGGUCUACAAAAAUGUACAUAUAGGUCUGACAUUUCAGGUUUCUCUCUUUUUUGUUAUGACCAAAGUGUCAUGGUUUUUCCUCCUUAUCUUUUUUUGUGUGUUCAUACCAAUUCAGCGAUGGCACCAGCUGCAAACACAACCAGUCUAGGUUUGGACACCCUGGAGGAGGAAGAAGAGAAAGCUCGCUUCUUCUCACAGUUUGAGUCUGGAGCUUCAUCAACCAUCGAUUACUCCAGGCUGAACAAAGAACUGGAUUCAACUAGUUCAACUGACUUCAGGUGAAUAAAUCAGAAUUAACCAGUUUACAGCCUGUUCAGUAAUGAUCAGCCGGUCCUCUCGGAUAUGACUGAUUCUGUGCUGAGAGAAAAAAAAAAAAACACGGACCUGCAGGAGGAUGAGCUAUUACAGUUUCCUGACACAUUCAUUCUGUCAAGUCAUGAAAAUUUCACACCUAGAUUAACCAAAACACCCAGAAUCCUGCACAGGACUCAAUCAUAUGGGACAGCUGUCACUCUGUGUGUAAAUGCAACCGAUAUGAGAGUCCUUGGGGCUUUUUUGGCGCAGGUGUGAUGUGUGAUGUUUUUUCUCCACAUUGCUGGUUCAGUACAACUCUCUAUGGAUAUCUGAAAAACAGGGCCCCAUGCAGGCGUUAACAGCAUUUUUAAUUCUAAAAAAUGUAGAAAUGCCAUCCUGUCCUGUGUUACAGUGACAUUUUUAAGGACAGUUUCCAUCUCCUUGGAGUCGAUCAGAAGCCUUUCUUUAAAUGGUGCAGAUACUCAAUAUCGGGGCAGAAAGUUAAGAAACUGCGCGUUUUGGUCUAAUGAAAAAGUCACCUAUCAGAUUGAACCCCAAAACUUUGCUGUGAUUGACACUACACCAGAGACCAUGCAAACAAGCUUGUGGUAACUGCUGCAGGGACUGCGCUGCUCUUAAUAACGUGAAGAUCAGGGUUGUUACCAUGGUGUAAUUAUGAUGUUCUUCCUGCAGGAAAGCUGAGGGAGAGGAGGAGCAAAGUGAUGAAGAUAAAAAGAAGGGCAGAAUCAUAGAGAGAGAAUCACCAGGUAAGAGCUCUGAGCCUGAUGCAUCUCUGUCCUCAUUCUCUAAGUCUUAACUGGACUCUUUGUCUCUCUUUACUCAGGCUCUCCACACUACAGUGAGGAUUUUGAGGAAGAAGACAACAGAAAAGAGCCUCAAGAGGAGGUUUGUAGCUAAAACUAUCAGAUUUUAAAGUCACAUGGAGUUCUUAUUAAUAUCGGUUACUUAAAAUGAUCCAAAAUUGUUUAGAGUGUUUCACUGUUUGACUGAAACUCUUCACUACAAUGUUUUUGAAUCGUUUGUUGAUUCCCUCAUAUCAACAUUAACUGAGGAGACCAGUUUUAGAGUUUAGAAAGUGAUGUCCCAUCUUUGCAGGAAAUAAGAUUUCAGCUGCUCAGCAGUUCAGGGUCUCCUUUGUCAUUUCAUGCAGAAACAUGAUAAUCAGAGGGGCGAGUCAGGAUUGCAGUCAGGAUGGUUUAUUAGCAAGACUCUCCGACUGCAGAGCCAUGUUGUUGUAAUCCCUGCAGAAUGUGGUUUGUCAUUGUCUUUCUAACGCAUAAAGGUCUUUACUGUAAAAGUCAUCGUCUGGAUGGUAGCAGAUGUUGCUCCUAAACCUGUAAAUAUAGUUGAAGAUUAAUGGAGCCUUCACAGAUGUGGAAGAUAUCCAUGACAUUGACACUUGCUAUCAUAGAUGCUGGCUUUGAACUAACUUUAAACUAAACUACAAGCUGGGUGAUCCUUCCAUGAUUUCUAAAAAAAAUAAAUCAUGUAUUCAGGUAUGUUGUGUGGGUUAAAUGCAUCUAUUAAAGAAUUUUGUUGUUUGAGAUACUUUUCAGUAUACCACACAUGUCUUAUUGUGUUACAGUUUGAAGCCAAGCACCCUUAACCAUGAUUAAGUCUAUUACAAAUUUGUGUGACUAAGCUUUAAAAAGUGAUGGAUCAAAAAUCCUUGGAGAUGGCACCACUGUCAUUGUCGCACACCGAAGCAGGAUCAUUUGCUCAGCUUUGAUCAUUUUUCACAAUUUGCUCUCCUGAAACUGUUUUUUUUUUUUUUUUUUUCGUUUUAAUGCGUGCAAAAUUUGCUCCAGCACCAACAAAGCAGUGGUAGAAACAUCAAGGGUACAGCUUGUGGAAAUGUUAAAACCACGCAUCAAAAGACCUCCUUUAGGCAGUCAGUGUUUUCCAUAAAAAGGCUCUCAAAUGUGGAAAACACUGCCAACUGAAACAGAGAUCACACAAGAUCAGAAGAUGUUCUUAAAAAGCAUGAAAGGGUGGUUAAAUCAAAAUCAAAGAUGUGAGUCUUUUUGCUCACAGUGCUUGCAGCUCACUGAUUAGCACUUAAGGUCCGUCAUGUCUGCUAAAUAAAUGCCCAAAAAUGUAGAACUUAAAAAAGUCAAUAAAACCGUCAUCUUGCUACAUGAUUCAGUAAUUCCUGCUGUUUCUGUUUUUCAGAAGUCUAAGAUGUCUCCAAUUCUUGCCAAAGGUAAGAGAGGAAAUAUGUCAGAGUAAUUCAGUUUUCUUUGUCUGAUUUGUAGAAUAAAAGCACCUUUUAAAGGACAAAUGCAAAGACUUUACAGCCCAGUCUGUGUAUGUUUAAUUAUUGUCUUAUCAUCGUAUCCUGCUGGCUGCUGAAAUAAACCCUGUAAUUACUAGUUCUUUACUAAUAAACUUCUCAGAGGAGUAACUAUGUAUUUAAAUUGAUGUUUAUACCAUAUAACAGUGUGAUUCUUCUUGUCUCAGUUUCUCUCUAUGAUUCUCUGGAUGACACUGGUGGAGACAACAGAGAGAAGCUCAUACCCGCAUCAGAAGACAAAGGUAACAAGCACAUUCAGCAGAGUGAAAGAUAAAACUGCUGUUCAGACACAACCAACAAACAGUUUCAGUAUGGUUUGCUCCUGAAGAAGCUUUCAGACCUUUUGUGCAACAAAAAUGUUUUAUAUUGACACUUCCAGGCUUGAUGGGCUUUCACCAGAAUUUACAGUUUCCCAACACUGAACUUGAUUCCUAAAAAUGAAGAGUGUCUUUAUUUAAACCUCAAUGUAACCUGCAAGAAUAGCUCUUUUUUUUAUCCAGUUUAAUUGAUACAUGACAAAAUACAUGCAUUUUGUGUUCAGGUCAGUCUUAUGUGCAGAGUGGAGGCUCAGAGAUGGAGGCUCUUCAGGAGGCCUACAGACAGAUCCAUGUGGUUGAGGACUCAGAAGACCAUGAGCGUCAUUAUUCAGACCUGGAAAGCAGAGAGGGAGUCGACAGAUCUGCCUCUCCGCCCUCCCCACCUCCUCGUCAUAUUAGACAGUCUCUUCAGCCGGCUUCUACUGCAGAGUCAGGUCAGAUACUUUCACUGUGUCAUCAGUAUUUGGGACUUUUAGUGUAAUUCUCUGUCUGGUUUGAGUGUCACAGUGUUUUAACUAGACUGUCCACAGGGAGGAUUGAGAUGAGUUGAUUUUCUAAAAAGAGGAUUGUUCCCUUUGUAAUCCACCAAACUCAGUUGCCAGAAACAUUCAUAAUACUUCCAUGACUGUAUCAUGUGUUGCAUGAAUCUAGUUUUGGAUCUAAUGGGACAUUUACAAAUACAGAGUAGCAUUACAGCACAAAACCAUCUUAAUAGCAUCCAAGAAAGACACACUGAUACGGUGAUAGGCUGCCUGAAGAUGUUCCAUGUUAAAGCUGCUGUGGGCAACUUUUUGUUUGUGUUGAUUAUGGCGCCCCCUGUGGACAAAGUCAGACCUCUUAUCUAUCAUCCUGUUCAUGUGAGAGUUUAGUUUUCAGACAAGAAACUCAUCCUGUGAAGUAUAAUUACUUCAUGCAUUAGCCGUGUCCAAAUUCAAAAAGGCGUUUUUUUAGCCUGAUGUAAAUCAUCUGGUCCGACAACUCUACCUUCACAGAGUUUUGAAACAUUCAAAUUACUGAAGUGAAAUUCAGUCUUGCUGCUGAUGGUCUGCAUCAGCAUCAGUUUUAGGCUGUUUCUCAAACGUCUCACGGUGCCUUUAGAGGCGACACACAGACAAACACACAUAUAAAGUGGUUAAAGUAGUUGACUCUUUGAUUAGUCGGUGAAACUUCUGCUUGUUUAUAACAGUGACUUUGUGUUUUUUAAUCCAGAGCUCCCUACUGCUGAAGAGUUAAUGAGACCCAUCCGCCCUGAGGUGGACCAAAACAGAGGUUUCUCUCUGCAGCCUGUCAGGUUUGAUCUUAAGAGCAACAUCUGAUUCUUGACAAACAUACAUGCUGAUAGUCUCUUGAAAUGUCUGAGUCAGAACUUGUGCACAAUAGUCAGACUUGUGGAUUUUGGAAAAUAUUUCCAAAGAGGUUUACAUUUCUUAAUCGAUAAAGUUUUGUGCCAAAAAAUGUUUGAGUAUUUUCCUCGUUAUAUUUGUUGGUAACAGUGCUGCAGAAUCCAACCAAGAAACGACACCACGACCCCUGGAAGGGACUUUUGUGACCUCUCCGGAGGAACACGUGAAGCUACCAGAACAGGCGACAGGAAAAGAAGGACUCAAAGGAUCCACCAGCCACCGGUCCAACUCUCCAGACUCUCCUCACUACGACCCGACCUGGAGCAUCAGACAGGAAGUGGAGCGGCUAAUGAAGGAUCAGGACAAACCUGAUUCUCAUGCAUCCUCUCAAGCUGGCAAAACCAAAAAACAACAGGUAAGGAUAACUUUGUGGAGGUAAAGUUACAUCAUUUUGUCAGUUUUAAGUUCAUCUGUCCUCAUUGUGAAUGUCUUUACAUAAGGUGACAGAAAGUUAACAAGCUUUAAGAGGAGUCAGAGGCUGAAGUCAAUUUAAAUCUUCUUUACUGUCAUUCUGAAAACUACAGCAUUGUAUAUACAUGUGCAUUUAACAAGCCUCAAAAUGUUGGCAUACGAAAAUGACAUUCAUAUUAUUGGUUCAUUCAAUUUGAUAUUUGAUAUUUGCAUAUUUGAUAUUUCUUCCCAGACUUCCUUUGGCUCCACUUUUUCUCACGCCUCCACAUCCACAGUGAGGAAACCCACCCCAGCCUCUGUGAGAGGUAGAAGAGUGGAGGGGAGGACAGCUGUCACCUCCAGAUCUUCAGGGAUGAGUAGAGCUGCCGCGACUACCAAAACCCAGACUACUGCUUCUCGUCCCCUGCAAGCAAAAUCCAAGGUCACAAAGAGCCAAGAGAAAGAAGAUUAUGCAGGUAAUCAGAGGAAACGAAACUCAAAAAGUCAGGUCACUGGGAGUCUGUGAAGACACAAGUCUGUCAAUUCUAGAGCUGUGUGUCAUGUGUGUUUUCUGAUUGUUUGAUGCGCAGAUCCAGGUCUGAGGGCGAGCAAUGAGCUGGUGUCCUCGGUCCAGUCCUUAGUGAGCGUCCUGCAGCAGCAGAUUGACACCAGCCGUCACCGAGAGGUUGCAGCUUUUCCUCAAGACCCCAGACUGACACACCAACUUCAAAACAACAAGGUAAAAAAAUACCCGCAAAAAGAUCUGAGGUGUGGAUUCAAUGUGCAAACUGGGCACAGCAGGGAUUUAAAAGAUGAGGUUUGCACAUCCAAGUUUAAACGUUUGUUAAAAGAAGAAUGAAGGUGUGUGAGAAUGGCUUUCAAGACCCCUCAUAUACCUCUCUACACUUUGGUUUUGGUGUUUUUCUUACAGGGGGAGGAGGAGGAUUGUUUUCUAGUGGAGGAACUGAGAUCUCAGCUGGUUCAGAAAGAGAGGGAGCUUGAGAGGAUGAAGAAAGAAGCUGAGGAGAUCACCUCACUGAAACAGCAGAACUUCCUGCUGCAGAGCAAGGUGCCUUAAGAAACACACAACACCUCUCAAAAGAAAUAAGAAUUAUAGAAUUUAGAGAGAAUUUUUUUCAGCUGCAGUCAAAUCAAACCUUUUAUAUUUGGGUCGUGACCCUUUUUGUCCUGAAAUAGCUGUGUGGGCAGAUGUACAGGUGGUUAAAUUUAAGUUUUCAUGAUCAGAUUAAAAAAAAAAAAGAAAUCUGGACACCAUAAAAGCAAAGGUGAUGCAUCUUCAAUAUGAACCUUUAAACUAUGUUUCUUAUUCACAGCUGCGAAGUGCAGAGGAAGCAUGUCUGAAUAAAAACAGAUUGGAGGAUCUCAAUGACUCUGCUGUGAAGGAGAGGCUCCAGCAGAUGGAUAAAGAAAUACAAGAGCAGGAAAUGCUUAUUAAAGGUUACCAACAGGUGAGUUUUCUUCAGUAUUUAUUUAUCAAUGAUGAACCAAAUUAGUAAGUGGCUUUACUUGUAAUCUUUUUGAUCACCUCUGAUAUUUUCUGAUUCAGUCAUGUUUUUUGUUUUCCUUUUGUGCUCAUUUGAAUGAAGUGACGCCAGGUUUGUUUUUCAGGAGAACGAGAAGCUGUAUUUGCAGAUGAAGGCUCAGCAGGCUAAAGGUAAAGCUAAUGAGGAGGCCAUGUUCAAUGAAAACCAGACUCUGCUGAAUCAGCUGGCUUUCACCAGGUGAGUUCGGUAAAGUUGUGACUGUAGAGUAAGUUUAAAGAGUAGGUUUAAACAAAGGUAUAAUUUUCGGUACAUGUUCUAUGUAAAUGUAAUGUAGAGGUGAAAUGUAAAGAUCAAAACUACGACAGACUGAGAACUAGACACAGUUCUACAAUCCUCUUCCUUUGGCCUCAGACUCAGACAUGAACUGAGUAUGGCUUUGUAAACUUGAUGUCAUGUGCAUCUGGUAAUACUGCUGUUUAAUACUGUUACUGCACAAGCAAAAAAGUAAUAUGUAUAUUUCUAAAUAGUAGAUCAUAUUGCCUGUCAUAGGAAGCUCAACCAGACUGCAGCAGUACCUUUGUUAGAGACCUGACUGUUACAGAUACAACAUCAGCAAAACUUGAAUUGGACUCAAGGGGCCCAGAGGUCUUAAAGUGAUCUGAUCUAGUAGUUUAAAAAAGUAUUAAUGAGAAUAUGUUGAGUUUAUAUCUGAAGGUAUUUGGUGUUUUUCUGUCUGCCAUCAACAGAGACCAGCUGGAUAAAAACUCAAGGCCUGCUGGAAAUAUCUGCCUGAUGGAUCACACUCGGCGCAUCACAGACUUGUUGGCUCAAAUAGACACGUUUCAAGUAAGCAUAAUGGGACACUCGUGGUAAUGUAGCAUUCAGAUGACAGGGUUUCUUUGUCCUGUUGAAAACCGUGAAGCUGUUUGCAGCAGGUUCAUACAGGCUUUCAUGCUCAGUGUGAAACAGAGUAAAUACAGAUGCAUCUGAAAACAUCAGAACGUCCCAAAACAAAAGUUCCUUUUUCCCACGAUUUGAUGCAAAAGUGAAACUGUUGUAUAUUCUAGAUUUAUCAGACACAAAGUGGAAUAUUUCACGACUGAUUUUGUGUCAAUCUUAAAAAUCAAAAAUCAUUCAAGAGGUUCGGCUUUUCAUCAGGACAUGCUCACUUCCUGAUCUGAGGAGUGCAGCACAUGUGUUAAAGUGUCCCCUGUCUCCUUUUUGUUGAGCUGGCACAGUCCAUUUUUAUACUUCAUCAGCAGACUACAGUUAAAAAGCAGAUUUUGCAAAAAGACGAAAACUCUAAAAAAAACUUGAACAUUCAGGACCUUUGGCAAAAAAAAAAAAAAAAAAAAAAAAAAAACUCAGCAUGAACAGGAGCCUAAGGAUGAGCAUAUUGCUGAUGUAACAUGUAUGGUAUGGAUCGGUGUGGCUGUGGGUUGAGUUUGAGCUGCCUCAGAAAUUAUGUUCCUGUGUGCAGAGGAAUGAGGCCAAACUGUGUGAGGACGUUCACAGACUGACUCAAGAGAAGCAGGCUCUGCAGCUCGACCUGCAGCUGAUGAAGAAAGAGAGACACCUGGCUAAAACUCAGGCUGUGUCCGCUUCAGGUAACACCCGAUUCAUUAGGUGGAAUUUCUUUUCAAAUAUGUUUCAAGCAAAAAUGGUGCUUCGAUUGUGAGAUCUCAAACAUGUUCAUACUCCUGUGUGUUUCUUUUCUGAAUGUGUCAGGUGACAGGACUUUGGAGGUGCGUAUGUUGGAGGAGAAGCACCGAGAGGAGGUGUCAGCGCUGAAGAAGAAGCUGCAGUGGUUUGCAGAGAACCAGGAGCUGCUGGACAGAGACGCAGGCAGACUGAAGGCUGCUACAGCUGAGAUACUCCAACUCAAAGAACAGGUGAGACUCUGCUUCCUCCAUCCGAUUCAUACAGUUUACUUGUUUUCAUAUCAACACUUGAAGUGUUUUUACAAUUAUUGUUGCCCAUGCGAAGAGUUUGUGCUCAACAAUUGACAAAGAUUUCCUGGACUCUGUCCUGAGGUUUGACAUAGGAUCAAAUAUACUGCGUAGAAAAACACAGAACUUAGCACACAGUGUUUCUUUUCCCUCCAAUUAAACGUGAUUCAGUAUGACUCCAGUUUUCCCGUAAAGAUCAAUCCUACUAUCAUUUAUGUGAGAUUUUUGCUAUCAUAUCUUCAAGUAUAUGCUUAUCCAGCACUAAAGAGAAAUCCUAACUUUUGGUUGUUGUUUUUAAGUUUAAAACAGAAGUCACAUGUUUUUAUUUCAGGUAGAAAAACUCAAAUCAGAGGUGAGCAGACGGAGCAGCGAGCAGCAGAGGAAAACCCGAGAGAAAACCCUGGAAACGAAAAAGAUGCAGGACCUCGAGCGUCAGGUUUGUGUCACAUCCAAACAAACUAACUCACCAAACUUUUCACUCUCUGUCCUCAUCACUCCGGCCUCUGUCUCUUUGUGGCUAAAGAGUCUCCCUGUCUUUACCAGGUGAAGGAGCUGGAGCAGAUACUGAGACGUAGAAACCCAAACUCUCUCCCCGCACUGAUCUACGCUGCAGCCUCAGCUGGAGGCUCAGAGGAUGCUGGCGCUGCCAAAACGUCCCCACCGAGCAGGAUCAACGCUCUGCUGGAGCGCAGGAUCCAGCGUUUGGAGGCGGAGCUUGAGAGCCACGACGAGGAGGCCAAACGCAGCCUGAGGUCCAUGGAGCAACAGUUUCACAGGAUCAAGGUGAAGAAAACAGGAAAUUUCCAAAGUGUUCUUGAAAUUUUAACCAGACCUGAUAUUUACGAGUAUUCUGCUGUAUCUGCACCCUGCUGAGGUUUCACAGAUGUUUUUGGUGGAGCUGGCACGAGUCUUUUCCUCAAUGUACCUCUUAUGUUUAUAAAUGUACUCCCAAAAAAAGAAAUUUGAGUUAAUAAGCUACAUCAGAUUUUUACAUAUGAAUAAAAAACUCAGUAAUGGUUCACAACACAAGAAGAAAAAAAAACGAACUGGAAUUUGUUUGUGUUUAGCUCCGUUAUGAGCAGCAGAUCUCAGAUCUGGAGCAGCAGCUGGAGCAGAAACAGCAGCUAGAAGCUUCAGAUUUAAAAGCUGCAGCAGAGCCGUGGACGUCUCAGGUUCAAACUCUGGAGGAGGAGCUGAGGCGCAUCAAAGAAACCCACCAGGAGAAGGAAAAAUCCCUGCAGGACCAAAUCGAGUCUCUGCGACAGCAGCUGAAACAAAAGGUUUGUACUCCAGGAGCUUGACAAAACAACUCCUUCAGCUCUAACUUCACUGUCAGCUCUACUAUUCUGAAUUAAACACAUAUAUCCUUACUCAUGCAGGCCCAGCCGAGUCCGAGCCGCCACCAGCGUCAAGCUGAAGCAGCUUUUGGCGUCCGAAUCGACCGUCUGAAUCAAGAGCUCGCUGCCAAGACCCGAACUGUUCAGGAGCUGAGCCACACUGUGGAGAGACUGCAGAAGGAGAGGAGGAACAUGCUGUCAGGACCCAAACCCCGACCAGAACCUCGACCUGCAGAAAGCAAACGACAAGCAGGAGCUGCAAAAAGUGUAAGCGCAGCUCCUGCAGGAGAGGCGUGUGGAGGGGAGGAGACGUUCCCAGCUGCUGCUCAGUAUGAGAAAACCUACCAGCCCACCAUCUUUACAGGUACAGAGGGGCUCCAUGGUCCUCUGCAUGUUUAGAUUGAAGUAGGAUUCUUUUUUCAGCAGAGAAACAAGCUAGAUACUCGAUAACUAGAUAAGGUCUGUGAGUGUGUGCAGCAUCUUGGGAUCUGAGUGUGUCCUCAUGACUCUGAGAAAGUAACAGGUGCUUUAAACAAAAACUGAAACAAGCCUGACUUCUCUGGAUCAGGUGGUAGUAGCUGCAAAGGUUGGUACUUUAACUUACAGCUGCACUUAUUGAACAGAAGUUAAGUUACUUUUUUCAUUAAAAACAUUCAAAAUGUGUCGCUCAUGCACUUUUUACAAUUCAAAGUAAGUGAGUUUGCAUCACUGCUUACAUCUUCAAGUCUGAGGCUUUGUUGAGUUUUUGUGUAUUUUACUGCUGAAGACAUUCGUGAUGAUUUCAGUGUUUUAUUGUUGGGUCCUCUAUUAGGAAGUCACAUCUCAGAGGUCCUGCAGGAGAAUGAGGAUCUAAAGCGAGAUCUGGAGCUGCUGCAGCAGCAGAGUGAACAAGACAGAGAGGCACUGAAGGCUGACGCUGCUCAGGCGAGGGAGGAGCUGGACAGGUAUAUGAAGCAGUUUGUGAGAACAUGGACUGAGAUUUUCUGUAGACACGAUCAAUCACUGGGCUGAAUGUGUCUUCUCAGGCUGCAGGGGGAGUCUGCAGAGCGGCUGUCCUCACUGAAGGCUGAACACCUCAGGGUGUUGGAUCAGCUACGCGCUGCUCACGCUCUGGAGCACUCUGCAUCGAAGGUCGCUGAGCUGACUAAUAAGCUUCACUCUCAGGAGGUAAGAGCCUGACCAACAGCUAACAGAGUGUUAGAGCCAUGUCAUAGAAGAAGAAAAAUGGUUGUUACAAGAAUAUCGUCACAAACUUAGAGGGAGCCAGUGGAUAAAUUUUAAGGACAGAAGUGAUGUGAUGUUAGGACCUUAUACUUGUAAUCUAUGACAUUAUUUUUAGAAUCUCAAAUUUUUCCACCUUAAAGAGGUUUUAACAGGAACUCCUGGAAAAAAUAAAAAAUCUGAAUCUUUCAACUUUCUGCAGAUUUUGGUGAAACAUCUGCAAGAGCGACUUAUAGAGCUGCAGGGAGCGAAGGAUGCUCUGGUGAUAUCGAGGACCAGAGAGGAUGCUCUGCAGAAACAGGUGGGAGAGCAUCACAUUUAAAACCCUUUAACUUUUAUGGUAAAGAAAAAAAAAAGGUUUUUUUUCUUGAAGUUUUUAUUGCAGUGUCGUCAUCUUAGAAAAUUAAUACUUUUAUUUUUUUUCUGUUCCACUCUCUAUCUUACAUCUGUAUUUUUGUGGUUUAUAGAUAUUGAACAAAGCGAGACUGUUUUAUAAAUCAUUUGUUAGAGAAGUUUAAAUCCUCUCCUUCCUGUGUUUAUACUUUACAACAUAAAGGUAAAGCACUUUUACAAGAAUGUCAUGUAUCUCCAGAUAACAGUGAGCAAAUUGAAUUAGAUUAUUUUAGCUUUUUUAUCAAUCAGAUUUUUUUCUUUUUCGUUUUUUUCAAAUAUAUUUCUUUUUCUAAUUAAAAAGCUGAAGCCUUGUUCCCUCGAUCAGCUAAACUGUCUGCGAAUGAUACCCAUCAAAGAAUAAGUCUGCGUCAGUCAAUGUGAGAAGCUGAAACAUGUUCUUGUGGUUUCCUGUUUCUUUAUUGGGUUAAAAAGUUUUCUUUAAACUGAAUAAUAGGAUCCAGUUUAGUUGUAUUUUAACUCCUCAUAAUCCUGCUGUGUUUCACCUCCUGAUCAGCUGACCAGACUGCUGCAGGAGCUGAAAGAAGCUAAAGAAGCUCAGAGUCCAGAGGUGAAGCUGCUGUGCAGUUUGGAGAAGAAGAUCUUCAACAUGGAGCUCAGACACCAACACAGAGAGAAAGAGCUGCAGCAGGUACCCACUGUUCACAUAGGAGUUACCAAGAUGUUCAAAGUCUCUCAUUUGACUGAUUACUAGUUAACGGGUGAUAAUUCACUUCAAUUAUUUAGGUGACAUUUUGGAGGUGUGGUUCUCCGCUCUCUAAAACGCUCCGUCUUCCCCCUGUAGGUGAUCGGCAGCUCGUGGCAGACGUCAGAGGGCGACCAGCAGUCAGAGGUAGAGCGAUGGAAACGUCUAGCUCAGGAUAAGAGCAGAGAGCUGGAGGCUUUCCGUCUGGAGCUGGACUCCAUCCUGGACAUCCUGAGACACCUUCAGAGACAGGGAGUGGUCCUGACCCCCAUCACCACUCUCACAGCACCCACCAGCACCCAGAGAAGUUAGUGGUUGGGCUGAUGGAUGUCUUUUAAGCCAAACUGACUCUUAAAGGUUAUUUUAACUUUCUAUCAGAGUAACUUAAUGGGACGAGAAUACGUCCUUCCUGUUGACACUGCAGAACCUUAUCUGAAAAUAACCGACAAUCACACUCAGAGGUUCAAUUUUCAGGGUUCAGAGGCAUUUGUCUGUAAAAUGUACAUUAUGUAACUAGUUUCUAGUUUAAGAUAUUGUAACUUAAUAAGAUUCAGUGAAAAUAAAUGUUUCUCAAGUUUGAAUAGUUCAGGUGAUGUUUUGUCACACCAUGUAUAUCUUUAAAAUAAAUUACGGUAACCCUUUCUUUUACGGUACACUUACCAGGUAAUUAACAGGUAAUUACCUAGUAACAACAUAAAAUUAUCUGGUAAUAAUUACAUGAUAACUACUAAGUCAAUAGUAGUUUUUCUUUUUUUCUUUUUCCUUUGCAGCUCCAUUUUCAAAAGCUAUUUGGGGUUCUUAUUUUCUGUGAUUGACACUGGAAAUACCAGAGCAAUUCGGCUUCAAAUUUGUAUGAUGAUGGAAGGUUACCUACCUGGUAGCUAGACAGUAUUAACUUGGUAGUUAUCAUGUAAUUACCAGAUAAUUUCAUGUUGUUACUAGGUAAUUACCUGGUAAUAAGUGUACCGUAAAAGAAAGGGUUACCUAAAUUACUCAUAACAUGAUGCAUUUAAUCUUGUAACG